Molecule: messenger RNA, 207 nt
Organism: Strongylus vulgaris
Lineage: Eukaryota; Metazoa; Nematoda; Chromadorea; Rhabditida; Strongylidae
Source: the annotation of a GenBank genome assembly
AUGGUUGAAAAAAACUCGCCUGAACCGGUUGCUGAGGUAAGAACUGCGGUUGCGACUGGUAGGAUUGCGACUGAUCAUACUGUCGCCAUUGUGGAGGGUACUGCGGUUGAGGUGGUACGUACUGCUGCUGUUGUGGAUAGUAUUGUUGACUCGCUUGUUGAUAGUACUGGCCGUGUGCAACAGCUAGCGCUAAAUAAUUCUGGCUGA